Messenger RNA from Impatiens glandulifera, 393 nucleotides. RefSeq lists its product as uncharacterized. The transcript is spliced from 2 exons. Lineage: Eukaryota; Viridiplantae; Streptophyta; Magnoliopsida; Ericales; Balsaminaceae. The coding region runs from base 1 to 393 and encodes 130 amino acids. Gene Ontology annotation, cellular component: nucleus. The record is from RefSeq and is a predicted model, not a curated record.
AUGACGAAUAAUACCCCUGAGCUCACCAUUGAAGGCCCUACAAACUUAGGACCACCCAUUGGCUUUGGAAUGUAUAAUGUUGGGCAAACUAGUGAGGUCUAUUUGCUCCAAGUUGCUCUACCAGGGAUCGGGCUCGUCGAAUCUAGCGAGCUCUCGGUCACCAUUUAUAAAUAUGGAGGGGUUGUGAUAGAAGGAAAGAUCCCGGAAGCGAGGAUCUUUAGGGAAGCACCCACUCCCCUUCGGAUGUUACACCAAACAUUUCCGAGGUCAAGGACAUUCCGUCUUGAGUGCUUCCUGCCCGGGCCAGUCGACCCUCGGGUGUCUAUACUCAAAUUUGGAGAUGAUGGGCUUCUCAAUAUUGGGGUGAAGAAAGACUUGUAUGGUGAAUUUUAA